UUGCAGUCGCCGCGCGAACGACGGUGGAUUCCGUAAAUAUCCUUGCGACGAUUGGUAGAGACGAUAACGAAUAUUCAAAUACCCCUGAGAGUGCGCUCUCAAACGAUUUUGUUGUCACCCAGAAUCCCACAUCAGAUGACCCUGUUGCAUUUGGUGUCACUGUGACUGAGAUUGAAUCUAAAGAUCUGGACGACGUCCAACGCGACGAACUCUUGAACAGGUGAUCGGCUCCCCAUUCUAUGCGUCGCCCUGAUUCAUGAUUACCAUUGCAUUUAGCGACCGCCCCCCAGAGGAUAUCACUCUGAGUCAGCAUGCAGCAGAUGUCAUGUCUUUAUUUAAUAAUAUCCGCACCGCACGGCGAGGUAGAUCCGAACAAGCCCUUGCCGUUCGACGUAUCACUGAAUUUAUCAUUCGGCGAUGCGCACCGAUCAUCUCCCAUCGACUCCGAUCUGACAAGUUCAUCUUUCAAGACACGACAUUAGAUAAGAUUCUCCAAGGAUGGAAACCUAGCGACGGGGACCAUUUUGUGAAGACUGAGUGUGAAAUACCAGAACGCCUUAUUCGCCUAUUCCAGACGGUGGGCAUCCAAUGUCGACAGUCCAACAGGAAAUAUUUCGCACCAUGGACGAAAGACAUAGCUCCAGCUUGGAUGGAAGUAUUUCUAUCGUGCCUAUCAUUGUGCAAGGAUUGUUUCGAGCUAGAAGGCAAGAAAGUGGCAGGCGACACCGCCGUGGGCGCGACUGCUCUAAAAUUGCUCCAAACAUUGGUUGAAUCAGAGGGGUUCAAAUAUCUGCUUCGACUGAGGUCUGUCAACGCUAUCCUGGUGUUAAACCGUCGGCAAGCUCCAGCUCGCUCCGAUGCUGGAAACACAGAAGACUCCGAUGACACACAUGGCGACAAUUUGGAGCUCACCGCUGAGACAGAAGAGGAUCCGGUCGCUCUUACCAUGCGAUACCUUGGUAACGCCGUCGCGUGGAUCACUGCAACAGAUUUCUUAUUUUCCAGUUCACGUAUUCGACGUACCCCGAGGCUUCGUCUCCAUCUCGCGAUCACCGCUCCUCCUGUCGAGCCGAAAGCAAUGGAAGAUGCAGUACCAAUCUUCACGGAUAUGUUCAACAAAACCCUUAAAAAUUGGGAGGAUCAAUCCAGAGGCCGCAACUCGGGGGUGCGUUCAUGGUACUGGCAAUCUGUUGUGAGGCUUCGAAAGUCCCGGGAGUUUCAUGGUACAGUCCACUGCGAGGCAUCGCUGAUGGGUGCCAUUGCACAGUACAAUGGCCAAGCUAAUAACACGCAGAAUACCCAACUUCCGGAGAUAUUUCAUAGCACUUCCAAUAAGCCAAGGACAAUUGGAGUGGCUAAAAAAUGUUGUUGGUGCUGCAACAUGCUGGUAACCCUCCUGAACUCAGCAGAUAUCCAGUUCAGCCUCCCAGGCUCGCAUGGUCGAAUAUUCCCGUGGGCCCUUCCCAGUAUGGGAAUAUCUUAUGAAGUUGCUUGCUCCCUUGAGGAUAAGCUUCAAAAACAAUUGUCACUGGCAAUUUGGAAGAUGCUGGACAAACUAAGAUGUAUAUCUGAAAGCCAGACAAACAGCCCUGCAUCAGAUGGCAGAGGGUGAUUAUUGGAAUGAAGCGAUGAAUAAUGUGGAACAUAAGCUUCGUUCAGGUUGAAGAAACAGGAUUCUUUUUCAAGUGAUUUCUUUAGCAUUUGAAGCAGCUAGUUUAU
Cantharellus anzutake is the source of this 1719-nucleotide messenger RNA. RefSeq lists its product as uncharacterized. The record is from RefSeq and is a predicted model, not a curated record. The transcript has 3 exons. Bases 257 to 1612 code for a protein of 451 amino acids. NCBI's taxonomy places the organism in Eukaryota, Fungi, Basidiomycota, Agaricomycetes, Cantharellales, Hydnaceae.